This is a messenger RNA of Fomitopsis serialis, 690 nucleotides long. RefSeq lists its product as uncharacterized. The coding region runs from base 1 to 690 and encodes 229 amino acids. NCBI's taxonomy places the organism in Eukaryota, Fungi, Basidiomycota, Agaricomycetes, Polyporales, Fomitopsidaceae. The transcript is spliced from 5 exons. The record is from RefSeq and is a predicted model, not a curated record.
AUGGCGACGACUCAACAAGUUAUGCGUGCAAAGCUGGCGGCGGCGGCGGACCGUCGGCUCCCCGUGAACAGGCCAGCAUCCGCAGGGGCGCUCUACAAGAACCACGAUGACGGCCAUCCACGCAGGCAGGAGCUGCGGAAGAUGAUCGACAAGGGCAUCCUCGAGUGCAACUCGCUCGCGGUCGCCCUAAGAGCGUUGACGACCAUGAAGACUAUCGCGGAGAACAUCGUAAAGCAUCCGCACGAAGAGAAGUACAAGAAGAUCAAGAGAAGCAACCCGUCAUUCAUGCAGGCUGUCGUAGAGCCAAAGGGGCUCUCGAGUUCUUCGUCGAGGCAACUGGGAUUCCGCGAAAAGGCCAUGGAUUAUCAGACAUACCUCGUCUUUCACCGCCAGCACAUGCCCGACCUCAAGGUCGGCCUGACGCUCCUCGGCGAAGCGAUCGAGCGCGAGAUGCCCAAGAGGGAACGCGAAGAGCGCGCCCUCGAGCUCGCCAAAGCCGAAGAGAUUGCAGCGAAGGAGAAGGCGAUGAAACACAUCAUGGACGACCGCAAGACCGUCCAGAAGCGGACGCUAAUUGAGACUGCCACCCGCACCCGUGCCCGCGGAUCGGUCCCGCCGCCCGCUCCUGUGACACACAGCCCUUCGGUGCAGCCUUUCGUGGGUGAAGGACGCACCCUCGAGGGCCUAUAG